This is a messenger RNA of Penaeus chinensis, 1500 nucleotides long. RefSeq names its product protein SpAN-like. The coding region runs from base 1 to 1500 and encodes 499 amino acids. The transcript has 11 exons. The record is from RefSeq and is a predicted model, not a curated record. Gene Ontology annotation, biological process: proteolysis. Gene Ontology annotation, molecular function: zinc ion binding; metalloendopeptidase activity. Lineage: Eukaryota; Metazoa; Arthropoda; Malacostraca; Decapoda; Penaeidae.
AUGAUAUUUCGCUGUGGUGAAGGAUGUAAUAUUAUAUUUGAUGAACAGGGUGGCCUCCCUAAUCAGUGCCAGCGGUUCGGAAGGAUCAGUGUUUCUAAAUAUGUUAUCAGGGCGACUAUCGCUGACGAUAAGAUGCAGGUUAACAUGGGUCCCUCAUGGUUUCUCCCUUUACUGCUCCUGACCCUGCACCCACAGGUGGACUGCAGCGCAGUAAGAGAAAGGCCGUUGAACACCAACCGGAAUGGGAGCCAACAUAUAUAUAACUACCCACCUGAAGAGGAAUUUCAUGACGAGCAUGACAUGACACUGACCCAAACGCAAGCAGCCGCCCUUCAUUUGAGAAAGGCCAACUCCGACCUUACUACGUACUGGGAUGAUGACAACGGAUUCCCUCUCAUACCCUUCACUUUUAUUGACCAUUCCAUCAACCGUGUGACCGUGUGGAAGGCAAUCUUGAAGUGGGAACAAAGCACAUGCAUUAACUUUACGGAGGUCGAUCCUUCCUACAGCGGCGCUCACCUUAAGUUUGUCAGACACGCGGACACUUGUAGUUCCAGUGUGGGCAAAGUCUCCGCCGCUGGCCAGGAAGUCUACUUGACGACCCAGUGUGAAAACGAGGAAGGUACACUGCUGCAUUUGAUUGGGUACGCUAUCGGGUUUUGGCCGGAGGAGACCCGCUCUGACCGGAACUCAUAUAUCCGUAUCAACACAGACAAUGUGUUGCCAGUUGUUUCCGACAACUUUCCCCUCAACAAUGACAAUAGCUACAGUGUCCCGUAUGAUUACUGCUCAAUUAUGCACAGCUACGAAAGGCGAUUCACCAGCAACGGCAAGAUAACAGUUACUACUCUGAACCCGCUAUAUCAAGGGGCCAUUGGCCAGCGCUUGUAUAUCUCCCAUAUGGAUAAACUCUUGGCCAACACCAUGUACCAGUGUUCAGACAAACUGUUAAGUCAGUGUUCACUUGCGAGUGACCCUUGUCAGAACUACGGUUACUUGGACACCUCCUGUGCCUGCGUGUGUCCCGACGGAACAGAAGGGACGAACUGUGAGACAGUGACCAGUGCAUACCAGGAACACUGUCUCUCGCCUUACUCUGAAACUCUCACAACAGAAAAUGUUAUUUCUUCACCGAGUGAUUCAACCAACCCUGUUGAGGUCAAGUUCACCAAAGUUAUCGAGGCACCUUAUUGCAACAUGGUCGUUGCAUACUUUACAAAUUUCAACCUCUACCAGAGAACAGACCAUUACAUUAACGAAAGCACAACCGCUAACAUAUGUUGGUAUGACGGCCUUGAGGUUCGCACACACGACAUGUACGACGGUACUUGGUACUGCGGAACAGAAUUGCAUGAGCAAACCAUAAUGUCAAAAAACAACAUGAUGAUUCUCUACUUCACGUCGAAAAUGAACUUCAUGCCCGGAUGGACAGUCAGCAUCACGUUCGAAGAGAUAGUUGGUUGCUCAAGGUUAGUCCUCAGUCAGUACACUCCUCUCUAA